This is a messenger RNA of Rhipicephalus sanguineus (brown dog tick), 6220 nucleotides long. RefSeq names its product Down syndrome cell adhesion molecule-like protein Dscam2. NCBI's taxonomy places the organism in Eukaryota, Metazoa, Arthropoda, Arachnida, Ixodida, Ixodidae. The coding region runs from base 182 to 6064 and encodes 1960 amino acids. Gene Ontology annotation, molecular function: protein binding. The record is from RefSeq and is a predicted model, not a curated record. The transcript is spliced from 37 exons.
ACAUCCCGUUCGGAGCAGUCCACAGGGCUUGGGUCCUCGACUUCUGGAACCCCUGGUAUCGGAGCUGCGCUUCUCCAACACGACGGGGGCAUCGCUAAACUGCGCUGUCGUUGGCCAGCCUCAACCGAGGGUCACGUGGUUGCGCGAGGGUGUCGAAGUGGAGCCCCUUCAAGGACUCUUGAUGCUCCUUCCAAACGGCACGCUACGAUUUCCACCCUUCGCAGCGUCGCAGUUUCGCCAGGAAGCGCACGGUGCCACAUACCGAUGCAGAGCAGAAAACGUUUUCGGAGCCAUCCUGAGCACGGAAGUGCGCGUGCGGGCAGUUGUGGAGCAAUACUACGAAGUGCAAGUGUACGACGAAUUCACCAUCGCCGGAAACACGGCCGUUCUUCGAUGUCACGUGCCGUCCUUCGUGCGUGAUGAUGUAAUCGUCGUCUCGUGGGAGCAGAAGAUUGACGACAAGACCGACACCGUUGCCAAUGGUGGUCGGAUGAGCGUGUUUCCUAGCGGAGAGUUGCAAGUGCGCCAAGUUCAACAGAGCGACGCUUCCACCGAAUUUCGCUGUCGUGCCUGGCACCGGCUAACUGGAGAGACCAAACUCAGCUCCUACGGCAGACUUGUCGUGACAGAUCUUAAAGUGAACGUCCCACCGCGCAUCACAAACGUGCGAUCUUCAGUCGUCGCAAACGAAGGUGACUCCGUGGAACUGCCUUGCGCCGCCCAGGGAUAUCCACCACCCAAAUACUUAUGGGAGAGACUGACCACGGCGGGCACUGCCAACCCGCACAAUGCCGUCGUCGUGGGAAGUUCGAGGCACGAACCGACCGAAGGAUCCCUGUUAAUCCGCAAGGUAGAGCCGCAGGAUGCCGGAAAGUACCUGUGCCUGGUCACCAAUGCCGUGGGCGAGGAACGGGCCAUCAUCACACUCGACGUGCGAUCUCCUGUGGAUGCGCGCCUAGAACCCGAGGUGCUGACCGCUCACGUCGGCCAGCCGGCAUCCCUACGUUGCGUGUCGGCUGGUCGACCCCCACCCCUGAUCAGAUGGUUCAAGGACGCCCAGGAGCUGCUGGACGACGGGGUGCGUGUUCGCCUGCUCGAUGACCGGCACCUCAUGCAACUGGCCACUGUGGCCACCCAGGAUGGCGGCAUAUACCAGUGCCUCGCCUACAAUGCUCUUGCGCAAGCGCAGGCAUCGGCGCAGCUCAUUCUUGGAGACACCGCUCCUGUUCUAUUGGAAUCACCCAAGGAUUUCAAAGUGAAACCCGGCGACUCUUUGCUCCUCAAGUGCGAAGCCACGGGAUCUCCGGCACCCAAGAUAACGUGGAGCGUCGAUGGCAUUCCUGCUCGCCACAUGAAGUCCAGCAGGGUCAACAUCAGCGAGGCUUCUCACGGCGACAACCACCUGGCGAGUUACGUGAACGUUUCUCGCAUCCGGACCGACGAGGCCGGCGUGUGGCGAUGCGUAGCCGUCAACUCGGCCGGCGUGGCAGAGGCGACUGCGCACGUGGCCGUGCAGGGACCGCCCGCAGUGCGACCCUUUGGUUCCAACCGCACCGCAGUGGCCACCGAAACGCUGGAGAUGCACUGCGCUCUGCUCACCUACCCGCUCAGAUCUGCUCACUGGGAAAAGGACGGGCGUAAGCUGCCCUUCCACCACCGCCAGAAGGUGUUUGCCAACGGCACCCUGCUGGUUCUGGCUACCACUGUCCAGGAUGCAGGGAAGUACACGUGCGUUGCUACGAACGAGGAAGGACAGAAAGCCAGUGCCAGCCUGCACGUCACCGUUAAAGUGCCUCCACUGAUCGAGCGGUUCGCCUUCGACGAGAACCUGCACGAGGGCAUGCGCACUCGAGUCUACUGCAACAUCGCUCGCGGCGACCCGCCAGUGCGCAUCACGUGGCUGCGAGACGGGCAGCCCAUCAAGUCCGGUCCCGACAUCGAGGUCCGCGUGCUCGACCCUUUCUCGGUGGCACUGGCCAUCGACAGCCUCAGUCCGAGCCACGACGGAAGCUACACCUGCGUGGCCUCGAACACUGCGGCCACGGUCAACUACACGGCGUCACUCAGGGUGCACGUGCCUCCGCAUUGGAUCAAGGAGCCAGCGGACACAUCAGCCGUGGAGGGACACAGUGCGAGCAUGGACUGCGUUGCCGAUGGCCACCCAGCACCUAGGGUCACGUGGGACAGAGGAGUCGUGGAGAGGAGCGCCACGGAAUAUCGACAGAUCCUGAGUGGCCCCGACUACCAAGUUUUCGAGAAUGGCACACUACGCUUGGCACAAGUGCGGGUAUCAGACCGGGGUUCGUACCUCUGUCAAGCCAGCAACGGCGUCGGCACUGGACUCAGCACGGUCAUUACGCUCAACGUCCAUGUGCCAGCGCGCUUCAACGAGUCCUACCGGAACCAGACCGUGCAGCGGGGUCACAGCGUCGGCCUCGAGUGCAGGGCCUCCGGCGAUGCGCCCAUCACCAUCAGCUGGAGCCGCAACGGACGCCGACUGGACACGCACAAAUUGCGGGGCUCGCGCGUGAAGAACAAGUCCCUGCCAGACGGUCUUGUGUCCACUCUGUCGCUGCCCGGGGCACAGCGGGAGCAUUCUGGAAUAUACGUGUGCGAAGCGGCCAACGAGUACGGCCAGGACGAGAAGCACAUCCGGCUCAUCGUGCAAGAACCACCAGAAUCGCCUCGUGGUUUCAACGUGACCAGCGUCAACAGUCGUUCCGCGAGCCUCACGUGGAGUGAGCCGUACAACGGCAACAGCCCCAUCCUGUCCUAUCUCAUACAGUACAAGAACGCCUCUGCGAGUUGGUCGGCGGACGCGGCCCCGUGGGUACGCAACGUGAGCGCGGGCCGCGACCAGACGUCGUGGACAGUGCGCAGUCUACAGCCUUCGACCUCCUACCACCUGAGGGCGGCCGCGGUCAACGCGCUGGGCGUGGGGCCCUUCACCGAGCCGCCAUUGCUGAUCACCACAGACGAGGAAGUGCCUGGGGGUCCGCCAACACAUGUUUCCGUCCAGACAAUGGGCCCACAAUCUCUCAAAGUCACCUGGAAGCCUCCGGUGCCCGAACUUCGUCACGGCAGCAUCCGGGGCUACUACGUGGGCUACAAGCUGCACAAUUCGAGCGACCUGCACCUCUACAAGACGGUCGAGAGCGGAGGAGAGGGUGACGAGGCACCCGGCGAAUGCUUGCUGAACAAUCUGCGCAAGUUCACCAAGUACAGCGUCCUGGUGCAGGCGUACAACGCUGUGGGCGCCGGACCGCGCUCCGACGAGGUGAUCGUCUCCACCGCUGAAGAUGUGCCUCAGGUGGCCCCAUCGGGCGUCCGCUGCUCAGCCAGUUCGGCUACGAGCCUACGAGUCUCAUGGGCAGUGCUGCACGAGAAGAGUUUGGGUGGCCUCCACAAGGGUUACCGCGUCCUCUACAAGACGGUCGACCAUAGUUUUUAUGUGGUUCUUGCCCUCACUCUUUCGUUCCACCUUACCCUGUUCGCUGUGCCAGGAUCGGAAGAAGUCGAGACAGCAUCGUCCCAGACGGGGUCCUCAUGGACCGAGCGCGACGUGUCUGCCGACGUCACGUCGGCCGUGCUGGCAGGCGUGGAGCCUUUCCGCAACUACAGCGUCCGCGUAGCCGCUCGCACUGGCGCCGGCACGGGAGCAUUCAGUGAACCAGUACACUGCAGCACACCCGAGGACGUGCCUGAGGCACCAGCGGACAUCAAGGCACUGGUUCUGGCACCGGACGCCAUCCUGAUCAGCUGGCUCCCACCACCCAAGGCAAAUGGCAUUCUCCAGCGGUACACUGUGUACAGCCGGGUGCAUGCCCAUGCGCCCAACCAGACGCCAUUGGGCAUGCACCUGUCGGCCACGAAGCACUCUCCCCAGGAUCAGCGCUUGGACGGGGGCGCUGUGCCCCGCAUUUUCCUGGAAGGGGCCUAUGCACAUGUGGUCGAGUGUGCCAGGCAUCCCGUCGUGGUGGUGUUACGAGGAGCCCGACGGGGCAGUCGCGAUCCCCCCUUCUUGCGCAGUGUCCUCAACGUCUCAGCCGGUGUGCCGGCGCGACCGGUGUCCGUGCCGUCGUCCCAGUUCUGGCACGAGACCCGCGGCUUGCGCACGGGUCAGCGUUACGAGUUCUGGGUGACAGCGUCCACGGGCGCCGGUGAGGGACCGGCCACGCGCAUCGUCACCCAGAGUCCGGAAGUACGGGCUCCCGCGCGCAUAGCGUCCUUCAGCCGGCAGGUGAGCGUUGCCCUGAAACAAGACCUGGAGCUUCCCUGCAGGACAGCAGGGCAGCCUACACCAGUGAGGGAGUGGCGGACAAGUUCCGGCCCAGUGCGUGAGAGUGACCGUGCUCGCGUGCUCCCCUCGGGCACCCUGCACAUCGAGGCAGCCGAGACAGGUGACGCCACCAACUACACCUGCCACGCGCACAACCUGUACGGGAGGGACGCUGUCCACUACACCGUCCGAGUUCACGCUCCUCGGAGACCUGCCUCCGUGAGCGUGCUGUCGACAACGUCAAAUAGCAUCACGCUGGGAUGGCUUGACAGGAACACCGCCAAGGGAGCGAACGUGCUCAAGGUCAAAGAGUACGAGGUGCACUACAAGAGGCAACAGGGCUCCUGGGACAUGGUGCGCGUGACUACUCCGCAGCCAAGGUCCAGUGGAGAUGCUGGAGCGAGAGACGCACCUUCGCCAUCGAGGUUGUCCUCGGCCACUCGCGUCAACGGCAGUUGGCUGGCCCACGAGCUGACCGGCCUUUCGUGCGGCACGCAGUACCACAUCUACGUGGUGGCUGUGGCAGACAGAGGUCGCAGCGAGCCGAGUGACACCGUGUUCGCAAGGACACAGGGAGGAGUACCCACAUCGCCCAAACGGGAGGCUUUCGUGACGCCUAACGCGAGCUCCUUGACCCUUCGUCCUUCCUCCUGGGCGUCCGGUCCAUCCGGCUGCCCCGUGUCGCACCUGGCCGUUGAGUACAGACCGCGCGAUGGCACGGGACCCUGGACGGUGGCUUCGCGAGCCCUGCAGCCUCGAGAGGGUCCCAUGACGCUGCACCACUUACGUCCAGACACCUGGUACAACUUGCGCGUCACGGCGCACACAGAGGCCGGCACUACCUCAGCCGAGUACGUCAUCCGGACGCUACCGGCUUCGGCCACGCUCGCAGGCACUGUGCUUCCCGAGUUGAUGGUCGUGAAUGGCGGUGGUGGCCCGGACGGCGACCUGCCGCUGUUGGUGCCCAUCGCUACUUCGCUCAGUUUGGCGCUGGCCUUCGCCACCCUCGUAUUGGCCUACGUCUGCUGCAGGAGGCGCGCAGAGCCCACAUUUGCCAAGGAUCGCGAGGGCCACCCAGUGGGAGGAGGUGGCCGCAGCGCCAGCAACGACGCCCUUGCCGAGUCGGAGCUGAUGAAGCGAUCCAGCAUCGACAACGUCCUCUCUACGCUCACCUCGGCAUCAGGCCGCCGGGGGUCGUCCUGCCAGGCCUCACCGGGACGCCACUCAGUGGUGGCGCCCGUAGCCACGCCCACGCAAGGUUCGAUUGAUGACAUAUCAGGGUAUGCACCGUUUCCGGAAACCCAAAUAAAGUCCAGAAUAGUGCUCAAGAAAUCGCAGGAACAGCCUGUAGCAAAUACUAGAACGAAGAGGCCAUUUUCAAUAAAUAAUCUCACUUGCAACGAUGAUGCUCAUAAGGGAGACAAAGGAGCAGAAGCCGCCCACACACCGACAGCACAGUUCAACCACUACGACAACCCAAAAGCGACGAAAGCUGUGGGUUGUCCCAAGAAGUGGCAGCAUCCGGCCGAAAAGGGCAGUCGGCCCUAUGUGAUACCGCAAGGAAAUAAGUCCACACUGGAAAUGGAGACGGAAGGGGACGAGUCACCACGAUGGUCACGAUCACGAAGAACCAGCAGUAACUUCGCGAACUCAGGAUCCACCAUGGUAGAGAAGACUUACUUCUUUAGCGGAGAAGAAUUGCACGGCGAUGUAAAAGCAUUUUGCGUGGCGCUGUCCCCAAGAAUGGCAAUGGACUAUGCAUCAGAAGAAAUCAAGUUUUCUUAGAAGUGACAGUGUCUUACAUAUAUAUAUACACUGAAACACAUCACACAAGGAAACCACACAAGCCUGGGUGUGCGUGGACAGUUUAUACACCUUUCAAAGUACAAAACAUCUUUGUACACACAAGUAUUCUAUGCAGUACACCUUGUACAGAACAUG